Messenger RNA from Pomacea canaliculata, 464 nucleotides. Its product is annotated as DNA-directed RNA polymerases I, II, and III subunit RPABC2-like. The record is from RefSeq and is a predicted model, not a curated record. Gene Ontology annotation, molecular function: DNA-directed RNA polymerase activity; DNA binding. NCBI's taxonomy places the organism in Eukaryota, Metazoa, Mollusca, Gastropoda, Architaenioglossa, Ampullariidae. Gene Ontology annotation, cellular component: RNA polymerase II, core complex; RNA polymerase I complex; RNA polymerase III complex. Gene Ontology annotation, biological process: DNA-templated transcription. The transcript is spliced from 3 exons. The coding region runs from base 133 to 429 and encodes 98 amino acids.
GAGCUCAAAUGAUACAAGUGGGAGAUCAAAGGUCAGGCAGAGAUGAGAUCGACCGUUUGGAGAGAUCACAUGAGACGAACACCACAAACACUGAUACAGUGGAAAGGAAAUAAAACAUAAACAUUGCGUCUGAUGUCUCGUGCGCAGAGUCGGACCUCGAUAAGUCGACCUUCCCUAAGUCGAAAACCUCCCUUUAACGAAUUAUUUGUUAGUUCCCGGUCAGAUCCCUGCGCCUAUUCCGCCAUUUUGCCUAACUCGAAAACUCCCAUGUGUGCACCAGUGAUGGUAGAACUGGAAGGAGAGACAGACCCUCUACAAAUAGCUAUGAAGGAACUUAAAGCAAGAAAGAUUCCCUUCAUAAUACGCAGAUACCUACCAGAUGGCAGCUAUGAAGAUUGGGCUCUUGAUGAACUGGUCAUCACUGACUAAGACUAUUUUGACAAUAAAGUUGUAUUUUAUUAUUG